GCAGCCUGGGGGGCGGGGACAGCGGCCAGCCGUUUCCUGGUAGUCGGAGACGGAACCAUGGAGUGAACAAAAAGAAAACACCAGAGUGGCAGAGAACUAAAAACCACGGAAUAUUUCGAGGAAGCCAACUGGGAUUAGAAAACUUUGAUCGUGGGCAACAUUCCUAUUCCAAUAUUCCAACUCCUGAUCCAGGACAGAGAUGACCACUGAGAAGACCGAAUUCACCCCCUUCCAGGGGGGGCCCUCUCCACCCAUGCUCCCUGGGCAGUCAGCAUUUCCUCCCGCAUAUGACAUGAACAUGCCCGGUCCUCCUCCCGGUGGCCUUUCCUUCCCUCCACCGGCUGCUUUUGGUCCAGGGGGCGUUGAAGGUUUUGGGAUGACCGCGAAUCCCCAAGCAGCAUUUCCUCCCGCAUAUGACAUGAACAUGCCAGGUGCUGCUCCCGGAGGCCUUCCCUUCCCUCCGCCGACUGCUUUUGGUCCAGCUCUAGUUGAAGAUUUUGGGAUGACCGCGAAUCCCCAAGCAGCAUUUCCUCCUGCAUAUGACAUGAACAUGCCAGGUGCUGCUCCCGGUGGCCUUCCCUUCCCUCCACCGACUGCUUUUGGUCCAGGUGUUGUUGGGGGUUUCGGGAUGGCCACGAACCCCCAAGGUGGCAAAGGAUACGGCGUCAAUCCGUCUUCUUUGCCAUAUUCUCCACCAGGUCAGGGCUUCAGUGAUGAUGUUUACUUUAACCAGGACGACCCACCCCCAUUCCACGAUAACCAAGACUUUGAUUUUGGAUUAGACAACAAGAGCAUAAGAAGAGCCUUCAUUCGAAAGGUGUUCCUGGUGUUAACUGCUCAGCUGACGGUGACAUUUGCCUUCGUGGCUGUUUUCACCUUUGUGGAUGAGGUCAAGAGGUUUGUGCUGGUGAACACCUGGACCUACUUUGUUUCCUAUGCUGUGUUCUUUGUGUCAGUUUGUGUGAUCAGCUGCUGUGGAAGCUUUCGCCGCAGACAUCCUUGGAACUUGGUUGCAUUGUCCGUCCUGACUCUCAGUAUGUCCUACAUGGUGGGAAUGAUCGCCAGCUUCCAUCAGACUGACUCUGUCAUCAUGGCAGUGGGCAUCACAGCAGUCGUAUGCUUCACAGUGGUAAUCUUUUCCCUGCAGACCAAGUACGACUUCACUUCCUGUCAUGGCGUGCUUUUCGUCUGUUUGAUCGUCCUGAUCUUCUUCGGCCUCCUCUGCAUCUUCAUCCGUAACAGGAUACUGCACAUUGUGUAUGCUGGACUUGGAGCAUUGCUCUUCACCUGUUUCUUGGCCGUUGACACGCAGCUGCUGCUUGGCAACAAGGAAAUGUCCCUGAGUCCAGAGGAAUAUGUCUUUGCUGCUCUCACCCUGUACACAGACAUCAUCAACAUCUUCCUCUAUAUUCUUGCUAUCAUUGGAAGAGCAAGGGGGGGUUGAGUAGGAGGAACUAAAUUGCUUUUAAGUUCAUGUGUAAGAGUGAAUUCCCUUAAUCCUGAUUUUUAUUUUAUUUUGUCUUGUAGUGUGCAUUGAUCACAUAGUUAAGGUUUUUCUUUGCUUCACUCUGUGCAACCUUUUUAUGUUAAUAUAGAGUUUCUAUGUUGUAAUUUUGGGGGCUUUAUGAGGUAUAUGUCCUGUGGUACAAAACUUCAUCUUUGUUUAGAAAAUGAUUUCCUUUGCUGUGUGAAAAUUGACAAAAUGCCCACAAUUCUAAGUCUACUCACUUACUCCAGAUCUUUCACCUGCAUCACAGUCUUUAUCUUCAGAAGGAGUUUGUCCAGUUUUCAUGGAGAUGAAUCUUUGUACAUGCACCUUUAAGGAGUGGACCAAGAGUCAGCUGGGUUUUUAUUUUCUUGGUUACUUUAACGUACAAGCCAACACAUAUUAAAGUUGCAAAUAAGCCUGUGGAUGAAAGAACAACAGUUACUGGGCUUGAAUCUGUCUCUGUGCCGACCAAAUAAACUCCUUUCACUUAA
This is a messenger RNA of Scophthalmus maximus (turbot), 1980 nucleotides long. RefSeq names its product glutamate receptor, ionotropic, N-methyl D-aspartate-associated protein 1b (glutamate binding) (gene grinab). The record is from RefSeq and is a predicted model, not a curated record. The coding region runs from base 200 to 1444 and encodes 414 amino acids. Gene Ontology annotation, cellular component: membrane; endoplasmic reticulum; Golgi apparatus. Gene Ontology annotation, biological process: negative regulation of apoptotic signaling pathway. Lineage: Eukaryota; Metazoa; Chordata; Actinopteri; Pleuronectiformes; Scophthalmidae. The transcript has 7 exons.